Messenger RNA from Colias croceus (clouded yellow), 2394 nucleotides. Its product is annotated as zinc finger protein 569-like. Gene Ontology annotation, cellular component: nucleus. The coding region runs from base 410 to 2329 and encodes 639 amino acids. Gene Ontology annotation, biological process: regulation of transcription by RNA polymerase II. NCBI's taxonomy places the organism in Eukaryota, Metazoa, Arthropoda, Insecta, Lepidoptera, Pieridae. Gene Ontology annotation, molecular function: RNA polymerase II cis-regulatory region sequence-specific DNA binding; DNA-binding transcription factor activity, RNA polymerase II-specific; zinc ion binding. The transcript is spliced from 13 exons. The record is from RefSeq and is a predicted model, not a curated record.
UGACCUAUACUCAGGGGAGAUUUGGCGUCCUCCAGGCAAUAGAGUAAUAUAAUAUAUACGGGUACUCCAGGCUCCAUCCAAUCUCCAUAAUACUUGCUCUGUGGCGUCCUCUGCAAAAGUAGACGUUCUCAUUACUUUUAUUUUUAUAUAGGUAAUCGGCAUGUAUUUCUGAUAAAGUAGAUGGGAAAAUAAAGAGCACUCUGCACUGCUUAUUUUUAUUGUUGCACAAUUGGCCCUUGAUUUUAACAGGCGCGAUGUUUCUUAUUUAAAAGUUUGCAAGACCGACUUGCACCUAUGCAGAUCUAAGGUCUUACAAGUCUACAGUGUUUAUGCCGCCAACCUAUGAAUAUGAAGAGUAAUUAAAAAUAAAAUAAUAAGUUGUAUUUCUUUUGUAUAUAAUACUUCCAAUAUGGAAAACGUUCGAGCUUGUGUAAUGUGCUUAGAAAUGGAUGUAACCCUUUCUAAUUUGCGCUCUAAUUCACUGGAACGAUAUUAUAGAAUAUUGACGGGAACAGAUCCACUAACAUCCCUGGAGCUUCCUAUGUUCGCUUGCUAUGUGUGCAAAGCAAUGUUAGACAAGUUCUAUUCAUUUAGACAGAGGAGCCUGAGGGUUCAGGCUAUAUUGCAGGGGAUCUUACAGAGCAAUGGAAAGGUUUUAGAACAAGACAUUAGGCGGUUGGACAAAAAAUCCUACUGCCUAAAUUCGAAUUUAAGUAUUCAGAAUUUAGUGGAAAUUAAAAUUAUAAAUGAAGAUGAUGAAGAGACAAUCAAGGAGGAGUCAGAAGAAUUACUAGAUUGUGAUUUUUCCUUUCCAAUGAACGCUGACAAUGAUUGGCUGAGUGAUGACGAAACAUUAUCCAUGCAUAAGAGUGAGAAAAUGAAAAGGAAUUUGGAGGAAAUAGAGGUGAACAUGGAGGAAGUAAUAAAAGAGGAAAAUAUUGUGGAUGAGAAACCGCCCAAACCCUUGAAAACAAGGAAACCCAGAAAGGCACCGCAACCAAAAGUAGUGUCUCAACACAAAGACAUACUAAAAACGUUCACGAAUCACACCAACGGGUUCAUGGACAACAUCAAACUGGAAACAUAUGUUACGGUGGUCAAUUUGACGCAAGAGGAACAAUUGGAAGAAAUCCAAAAACGGCGAGAGACUCUCAAUUAUAAAAAUUCUGCAUUCAAAUGUGAGCUCUGUUUUAAAGGCUUUAUAGAUACACAGACAUGGCAACAUCAUAUGCAGAAACAUGAUAAGACAUCAGGCAGCCUGGAAUGUAACAUAUGCAAGAUUCGUUUUAAAUUGACAAGUGUUCUCAAUAAACAUCUUUCCAUACAUGCGAAGAGGUUUAUGUGCAAAUACUGCCCAUAUGUAUCUAAACACGUGACUCAAGCCAAGCAACACCUUUGCUGGCACCAAGGCGUUAUGUACAAGUGUCCAUACUGUGAGGAGAUGUCGUCAAAAUGGACGUCGUACCUAUCGCACGUGCGCAUCAAGCACCCGUCGGACUACAUUUGCGGCUUCUGCGGCUAUUCGUUUGUUUCGCAGAUCGGACUCAACAUGCACAGGUCCAUGAUGCACAAAGGUUUGAAGAUGCCGGCCAGUAAUGUGGAUGACAAAGAAGCGCCAUUUUGUGAGGCGUGUGACGUCAAAUUCUUUUCCGUGGAAGCGUUCAAGCGACACAUGGUCACAGCGAAACGGCACACCCAGGAAUCUGAGAAUAAGAACGGCUGUCGCCAUUGCGGUGAGUCGUUCAAAACGGAGGAAGAGAAGCGUGCACACGUGCGCUGCGCUCACUCGCGCAAGUACAACAACAAGAGCGACACUCGCACUUGGCCGAUUAAUUGUCCGCAUUGCUCAGAAGAGAUAGCUAACGCGGGUGCGUACUGGGGCCACUUCAGGAAAUACCAUCCAGAUAAAGAUUAUCCCGUAGAGAGGAAUAAUAUUUGUGACGAGUGUGGAAAGGGCUUUAGGAGCAACGCGUUCCUCGUGUACCACAAGCGCACACACUCCGCGGUGAAGGCGUUCAAGUGCAGUGAGUGCGGCAAGGCGUUCCACAACCGCGCCAACCUGCAGACGCACAGCCGCGUGCACUCGGAACAGCGCCCGCACGUGUGCUGCGCGUGCGGCAAGGCGUUCAAGUGCAAGGGGGCGCUCGACCGGCACUCGCGAAGCCACACGGGCGACAAGCCCUACAAGUGCGAGGUGUGCGGCAAGGCGUUCACGCAGUCGAACAGCUGCAAGAUGCACGUGCGCACGGUGCACCUCAAGCAGCCCUCGCCCUACCUCAGCAGGGCGCGACGCGACCGCAGGAAGACCACCGAAACUAAUAUAUUCUGAUUUUGAAAAAGUUAAAAUAAAAUCGGAAAAAUUUUUAUUUUCUCAAAAUAAAUUUAUGGUUUUUA